Molecule: messenger RNA, 384 nt
Organism: Colletotrichum costaricense
Lineage: Eukaryota; Fungi; Ascomycota; Sordariomycetes; Glomerellales; Glomerellaceae
Exons: 1
Coding region: 1-384 (127 amino acids)
Molecular function (GO): oxidoreductase activity
Source: RefSeq, a predicted model, not a curated record
AUGGCAGCAGUAGAGGUUCGGAAAGUCCUUUUUUCCGCAGGGCUGGGCUCUCCUCAACGCACUCAACGCCACGGAGCGAAUGAUCUGCGCGAGUCGAAUCAGAGGCGUAAGGGAGUGGAAGCAACACUGAACUACCACAAAGACAACGAGGAUGGAUCGCCUCCGCAUCCUACAUAUGUUGACAGGCCAGAGACAUAUGACCGGCCAUUUGAAUCCCACUCUGUGACGAUCAGCGACCUCACAGGCGAUGAAGAGGAGUUUUCUCUCGAUAUAAAUGGGUUUCAAAUCCAUCACAGCUGGUCGACUGAAAAGCAGUUUCAAGACGAUGAUCAGAUCAGGUCGUCCUACUACGCCGAAGUUGAAGAACUUCUAAAAGCGGUGUAA